AUGUCUUCUCGCAGUUCCGAGCAGGUGGGCGGUUGGGAUCUGUCUCAGUUUGAUGAGGCUGCGCCGGUUUGUGUUGAUGGUGCUGCGUCUGUUCUUGAUGCUGAUUGCGGUGUUGAUUGCGAUGCUCAGGGUGAUGAUGGCCGCGAAGAGGAUCAUGAUCAUGAUCUGACUGAUGGUCAAGACGAUGGGCCAAAGGAUGAGCCAAGCGAUAAGUCAAGCGACGAUCGCAACGAGGAUCAGAGCGAUGCUCAGACCGACGACCACGACAACGAGCCAACCGACGACGCUCAGACCGAAACCACCGAUACCCCGACCGAAGACGCGCACAGCGACCAGCCCGCCUCAACCGCCACCCACGACGACGACUUCCUCCACGAAGUCGCGCAAUGGCACGCCUACUUCCAGCACGAAUGGCACACCCACGGCGGAAUCCUCCGCUGGAUGACCAACCGCGCCCUGCCGGCGGCCGGCGCUCUCGCGCUGUCCAUGCUGCGCACGACGCCGGCCAUGUACGCGCUGCACGCCACGCACAUCAGCUCGUACCUGACCACCCGCGACGACGACGACGACGCGGCGGCGUGGCCGCUGCGGUUCCGCUUCACGGACCAGCUGACCGAGAUGGAGUGGAUGGCCGCUCUGCUCAUCGUGCUGGUGCUGUGGCACCAGCAUCUCUUCAAGCUAAUCCUCCACGGGUACCGGACGACGCGGUCCGGCGCCACCCUGUACCUGGACGUGCUCGGCCUCCUGUCGUGCGUGUUCUGCAUGACCGGGCUGAACGGCUGGGUCGUCGGGCAGAUCUACGGCCUGACCUUCGCGAUCAUGCACAUCCAUCUGCUGUGCUUGUUCGCGCUGUAUGAUACCGCCGUCUGGGCGAGAGAGUGCGCCCGCGGGCUGCGGGGUCAGGACGAUAUUGUGGUGGAUGUUGUUUGGGAUGGUGAGGGUGAUGAUGAUGAUGAGGAUGAGGAUGAUGAGGAUGAGGAUGCGCGCCGGGACUUGGCUAUGCUUCUUGAUUUCUGCCAUAUUGAAUUCCACUGUCCUUCAAUGCAUCGGCACAAGACUCUUGGAACUUGA
Molecule: messenger RNA, 1071 nt
Organism: Aspergillus japonicus CBS 114.51
Lineage: Eukaryota; Fungi; Ascomycota; Eurotiomycetes; Eurotiales; Aspergillaceae
Exons: 2
Coding region: 1-1071 (356 amino acids)
Source: RefSeq, a predicted model, not a curated record